Messenger RNA from Fonsecaea nubica, 339 nucleotides. RefSeq lists its product as hypothetical. The transcript has a single exon. The coding region runs from base 1 to 339 and encodes 112 amino acids. The record is from RefSeq and is a predicted model, not a curated record. Lineage: Eukaryota; Fungi; Ascomycota; Eurotiomycetes; Chaetothyriales; Herpotrichiellaceae.
AUGUGCCAUGGCUUCGGCGCCGUCAAAGAGAUAGGCGCCGACACCUUCGCUGAGGAAUUUACCACGAGCAUUCCGGUCUGCGCACUGGUCUAUGACAAUCGCAGUCUCGGCACGAGCGACGGCCUGCAUAGACAGGCGGUGAUCCCGGCCUUGCAGUGCUCCGAUCACAGCGACGCAACCACCCACGCACAACUCGGACCCGAGGUCGAUCCACAACGAGUCGCCGUCUGGGGCACAAGCUACAACGGAGCCUAUGCGCUUUCAAUUACCGCCGUGGAUCUUCGAGUCAAAGCCAUCGUUAGCCAAGGAGGUGUCACCCCUGCUUUACCACAGGCGUAA